GGCGUAUCUACCUAUUGCUGAAUCAUCGUGACUAGCCAUAACGAAUGCCUAUAAGCAUACCGAUCACAAGAGAUAGUCGGAAUCCCAGUCGCGUUGUAGGAGUUGCCGAGACUCCAUGUAUCGUGCGGCAAAAGUUGGAGUAUACCAAGAUAGAUAAGUUCUCGUGCGAACUUUUAAUUAGACAAGCUUCCCGGCAGUCGUCCAAGAAAACACGAUGGCGUACCACUCAAUUGGGCCGGUCGAAGUGCUCGGGGCAAUUGUUCUUUUGUGCAUUGGGAUUUGGUAUUACCUUAGCUCAACGUACGGCUAUUGGAAACGACAAGGGAUCCCGGGGCCAGAGCCCAAGUUGCUCUUUGGAAAUUUCAAGGACAUCGUGCUCGGGAAAGCGUUCAUCGGAGACGGAUUGCAGCAGAUCUGUAAAGAGUAUCCCGGUGCGCCUAUGAUCGGUGUUUACGAAAUGCGAAGACCUCUUCUGAUAUUGUGCGAUCUCGAUCUCCUUCAGGAUGUAUUGAUAAAAGAUUUUUCUAACUUUUCCGAGAGAGGUGAUGUGAUACACGAGAAAAAGGAACCGCUUACCGCCCACCUGGUCACAUUGGAAACUAAAAGAUGGCGAUUUUUCCGCCCUAGGUUGUCGCCAAUUUUCACUGCCGGGAAAAUGAGGAAAAUGUUCUCUUUGAUUCAAGAGUGUGCCGAUCACUUCGAGAAGUAUUUGCACGUAUUGGUGGACAGGGGUGAGCCGAUAGACUGUCGGGAAUUAAGCGCGAAAUUUACCACAGACGUAAUCGGUAGCUGUGCGUUCGGACUCAAUUUCAAUGCGAUCGCAGACGACGACAGUGAGUUCAGAAAAAUAGGGAGAAAAUUGUUCACGAUCGAUCGCAAGCGAAAAUUCCUGUUAUCGAUCAGAUCGGCGGCACCGUGGCUUUACAAAUUGCUGGGAAUAUCCGCAUCCAUCCCUGGAGUGACCGAAUUUUUUAUUCGAACCGUCACCGAAAUGCUCGAAUAUCGAACCAAAAACAACGUACAAAGAGGGGAUCUCAUCGACACGUUGAAUGAAAUUAAACAAGAACAAAGCAAAAUUGAUUUCGAGCUCACCGAUGGCCUCAUCACCGCUCAAGCCUUCGUGUUUUUCGUCGCCGGUUUUGAAACUUCUUCGAGUACGAUCAGCGCCGCAUUGUACGAGUUGGCCCAGCACCAGGAUGUUCAGGAUAAAGUACGGCAGGAGAUACUGGAUUCGUCGGACGAAAAUAAUGGAGAGGUCACCUACGAAAGCGUCAAGGAAAUGAAGUACUUGCACAUGGUGUUCCAAGAAACACUGCGACUCAGAUGCCCGGUUUCCGCUACGGCGAGAGCGGCGAUGAACGAUUACACUUUCAGAGGCACGAAUGUCACGAUUCGGAAAGGCCAGAAGGUCCUAAUACCGAUUUCUCUGGUCCAUAUGGACCCGGAGAAUUAUCCAAAUCCGGAUAUCUUUGAUCCCGAGAGGUUCACGGAGGAAAAUAUCAAGUCCAGGCAUCCGAUGUCGUGGCUGGCUUUUGGCGAUGGUCCCAGAAAUUGCAUCGGAGCACGGUUCGCCGUCUACCAAACGAAGCUUGGCCUGAUAAAAAUAUUGUCCAACUUCAAAGUCGAGACUUGCGAAAAGACUCAGAUUCCGUUCGUAGCCAACCCCACCAAGACGCUCCUCGAACCUCUCGGUGGGAUUCUUCUAAAAUUCACCAAACUCGAUAAAAUGUAGUGGAAAAAUAUUCCGUCGAUAGUAUCAGUCGCGAAUAGCAGAUAAACCUUAUCGUUGCACGGCCGCGACCCUAAAAAAAACUCUUUGCAAAAAAUUCUCAUAUCAAUUAUCAUGGCGCGCAUAUCUUGAUGCAGCAUAUGUUUGCACGCCUUAUCAUAACGUACGAGAUUAUAUCUGGAGCGAGACGAGUCGCUAAAAAACGCGCGCUAAAAAUAUAAAUUUCGCGUUAGAAGCUUUACGUGACAACUCGAAAAACUGACAGUUUGGUUUGCCGCAAACUCUCCGACGUCCAAGAUAUGGAAAAUUUUGAAAUAAGACUGCAGCCCAUUACGAUGAUCUUGCGGAUACAAUUAGGAAUCGUGACACAGCUGAGCUACAGUGCUAUAAUGUUUAGAGAUUACUGGUAGCAAUUGGCUUUAUUAUUAGCGUUGUAAUUAUGAGUGACCAUGACGUGAAAAUAUACGUCCAUGUAAUGAA
Molecule: messenger RNA, 2209 nt
Organism: Athalia rosae (coleseed sawfly)
Lineage: Eukaryota; Metazoa; Arthropoda; Insecta; Hymenoptera; Athaliidae
Product: cytochrome P450 6a2-like
Exons: 4
Coding region: 215-1732 (505 amino acids)
Molecular function (GO): oxidoreductase activity, acting on paired donors, with incorporation or reduction of molecular oxygen; iron ion binding; monooxygenase activity
Source: RefSeq, a predicted model, not a curated record